AUGGCUUUCAAGAAGCCUCCGCAGGCACCACCUAGCUUCAUAGCUACACCUGAUUCUGUUGUCGCAGAUACCAAAUUUAUGCUAGCAAGUUCAAAGCAACUUACGGAUGACAUUGUGGCACGUGUUUCACCGAAGGAUGCCUCUUUCAAGAAUGUCCUCCUUCCAAUGGCCAAUGAUGAAAAUCAGCAGACGUUGAAGGCUCAUAUUCUAGGCUUUUAUCAGUCCGUCUCUACUGAUCAAGCUUUGCGAGAUGCCUCAACCGAAGCAGAAAAGCUUAUGGACGAUUUCAGCAUCGAAGCGGCUAUGCGUGAAGAUGUUUUCAAAUUGGUGGACGCAGUGCUCAAAUCGGGGGAGAGCUUGGAUCCCGAAUCACAAAGACUUCUAGAAAAGGAGCAUAAGGGCUACGUGCGCAAUGGUUUGAAUAUCCCAGCUGGACCAAAACGUGAUCGAUUCAAAGAGAUCAAGAAACGUCUCAGCCAGUUAGGAAUUUCAUUCUCCAAGAAUCUGAAUGAAGAGAAUGGAGGCCUCUGGUUUACUGCGGAGGAGCUCGAUGGUGUCCCCGCGGACGUCCUCUCUCUCCUCAAAAGGGAGGGAGACAAAUAUUGGCUUACGUUCAAGUAUCCUGACCUGUUCCCAACUCUCAAAUACGCCACCAAUAGCGAAACGCGAAAGAAGGUCUUCAUUGCGAAUGAGAAUAAAUCAAACCAAAAUGUCCCAUUGUUCCGCGAGGCAAUCUUGCUCCGGGAUGAAGCUGCCCGUCUCCUAGGAUAUCCCAAUCACGCCGCAUUUAGAAUUGAAGACAAAAUGGCUAAGACUCCAAAAACCGUGGAUGACUUUCUCGGAGACCUGCGUGGUAGACUGAGUCAAGGCGGCCUUGAUGAGAUAGCAACGCUUAAGGAGUUAAAGAAAGCGGAUCUCAAGUCUCGUGGACAAGAAUUCGAUGGAAACUACUAUUUGUGGGACCACCGAUUCUACGAUAGAGUCAUGGAGGAGAAAGACUACCAACUCGAUCAACAGCUCAUCUCUGAAUAUUUCCCUCUUCAAAACUGUAUCAAGGGCAUGCUUGAAAUAUUCGAAGAAAUAUUUGGUCUCCAGUUUAUGGAGAUUGUGGGAGCCGACCGUGAUAGCAUCUCCCCAACAGGAAAGGGUAACGACAUUGUGUGGCAUGAAGAAGUGCAGGUCUUCAGUGUUUGGGAUGAUGAGGGAGAAGGUGGUGGUUUUGUCGGAUACCUCUAUCUUGACCUUUUCCCUCGCGUUGGCAAGUAUGGACAUGCUGCAAAUUUCAAUCUUCAACCUGGCUUCAUUCAGGAGAACGGAACAAGAAGAUACCCGGCUACUGCACUUGUCUGCAAUUUCUCAAAACCCACGGCAAAGAAGCCCAGCUUGCUGAAGCACGAUGAAGUCACCACUCUCUUCCACGAACUGGGUCAUGGUAUUCAUGACCUUGUUUCUCGUACUACCUAUUCUCGGUUCCAUGGUACCAACACUGUUAGGGAUUUUGUUGAGGCUCCGAGCCAAAUGCUUGAGAACUGGUGCUGGACUCCUUCUCAAUUGAAGUCACUCAGCAAACACUAUUCCACAAUAUCGUCGGACUACUACGACUCGUGGCGCGAGCAUGCUGGGUCAGAUGUGACUACACCAGAUGAACACAUACCCGAUGAUCUCAUUCAGAAACUUAUCAAGACUAAGAACCUCAAUGGUGCUCUCUUCAAUUUACGACAGCUCCACUUCGGCAUCUUCGAUAUGACCAUUCACGAACCCAAAGAUCACGCUAGCUUGGAAGGAUUAAAGAUUUCCGAGACUUAUAAUGCCUUGCGAAAGGACAUUAGCAAGAUAGACGGUCCAGAGGCUCUAGGAGAGGGUAACGGUUGGGGUAACGGUCAGGCCACUUUUGGCCAUCUCAUGGGUGGCUAUGAUGCCGGAUAUUACGGCUAUCUCAGUUCUCAAGUAUAUUCAACUGAUAUGUUUUACUCUGUAUUCAAGAAGGACCCCAUGAACCGCACUGAAGGCCGAAGAUAUCGACACACUGUUCUAGAGAAAGGAGGCAGCCAGGAUGAGAUGAAGACCCUCGUUGAGUUCCUCGGCAGAGAGCCCAAGACUGAUGCCUUCUAUGAGGAAUUGGGCAUUGCGAAAUGA
Molecule: messenger RNA, 2136 nt
Organism: Exophiala aquamarina CBS 119918
Lineage: Eukaryota; Fungi; Ascomycota; Eurotiomycetes; Chaetothyriales; Herpotrichiellaceae
Product: thimet oligopeptidase
Exons: 2
Coding region: 1-2136 (711 amino acids)
Biological process (GO): proteolysis; peptide metabolic process
Cellular component (GO): mitochondrial intermembrane space
Molecular function (GO): metalloendopeptidase activity
Source: RefSeq, a predicted model, not a curated record